AUGGCCGGCCACACCCGCAGGCCAAAUUAUAACAUGCACUUUCUCAACGGUAUCAACAGCGUCUCGCCUGAUAGGGUGGAGACGCUUAACAACGACUACCGCAAAGGCGACAAGUAUCACUGCUGGGAAUUGGCAGACUUCGAAGUCGACGAGUCGAACCUUCUAUGCUUACAAGAUAUUUGA
Messenger RNA from Parastagonospora nodorum SN15, 183 nucleotides. RefSeq lists its product as hypothetical. Bases 1 to 183 code for a protein of 60 amino acids. NCBI's taxonomy places the organism in Eukaryota, Fungi, Ascomycota, Dothideomycetes, Pleosporales, Phaeosphaeriaceae. The transcript has 2 exons. The record is from RefSeq and is a predicted model, not a curated record.